Molecule: messenger RNA, 672 nt
Organism: Aspergillus steynii IBT 23096
Lineage: Eukaryota; Fungi; Ascomycota; Eurotiomycetes; Eurotiales; Aspergillaceae
Exons: 1
Source: RefSeq, a predicted model, not a curated record
GCCCCCUCCUGGUUCACAUCCACACUGAUGGCCCGACGCCUACUGGCUCUCUCCACUACCGGUGUCGUCUCGACCAUAUUCCCCGACCCGGCCCCGGACAAAUCCCACACCCCGGCCUCCCUUGCCGGCCAAUCCGUCAGCCUGCGCGAAUACAUCUCGGACUGCGAUGAGCAGCUCCCCUCCGACUCGGGCCACGGCGGCAACGGCGAUCCAACCCUCCUGGGCCUGCAUGUGUCCACCACCUUCCGUAACAUCGCCGCGGGAUCCAACCUCAGCGUCUCGAUUGACUGGUGGGACCACGUCAACGACACCAAGCCCGUCUUCCCCGGUUUCCCGCUCAGCGAGGCCGGACUGCCGCGCGUGACACUGUUCGGAUACGUCGAGGAAUUCCCGACCCCGGUGCCCGCGGAGACGCAGGAAGCGCUGAAAUCGUGCUAUCUGCAGGCGCAUCCCGACGCGCGGGUCUGGUUGCCCGGGCGCCCGGGGUCGCCGCAUUCGAGCUUCUGGGCGCGGAUGGUCGUUACGGAGGUGUACUGGAUCGGCGGAUUUGGAGGAUUGCAGCAGAUCGGAUGGAUGAAUGUGACGGAGUGGGCGGGGAUUCGCAGGAAGGGGAGUUUGGCCGGUGUAGGCGAUGGUCGGGGAUGGCAGGAUGUGCGGCUUCCGGGCGAGAAA